AACUUUUAUAACCUAUAAAUUCAAGUUGCACGUGAAACUAAAACGUUGUGUUGUAAUUUUAUGCAGUGCUGGUGCAUCGUUUAAACAAUGACGGAAUUAACGAUAGAUUCGGUCCCUACAAAGGGACCGAUCUAUCCAAUGCUAAUAAACUUUCAAAACGGUUACCCGAGUGAAGACUUCGAAAGUGAAUGCGCAAUCAUACAAGAUACAGAUAAUGGGACUAAAAUGAUAGCUACUGAGCUUGAUGACCUUGUUUACUAUGGUAACGAGCAAAACGAAGAUUUGGGCAAGACCCUAAUACUAGCCAGAGACAGAAAAACCGGUAAAGUACGUCUUAUAGAGGUGGGCAACGCCGAACUCAUACCUUAUCGUAAAGUCGACUUAAACUCGUCGCAACAGGAAACCAGCAGGCUGGAGCUGAGUAGGAAGUUCGGAUCUAAAAAACAAAAGCAGCAAAUGGAACAGCGCGAGAAAUUGAAAUCAAAUGUUGUAACAGUUACAGAACAAAUGCAAAAUGUGACUGCGAAUGUUACUGCUGACCAAUUAGACCUAUCUUCGUAUAAUAAGACCGAUUCCGAAGACUUCUAUAUACCGCCUAUGGACAAAGACGCCACUAAGGUUGAAGAAGUAUAUCCUAUAGAGCAAAUCAUGUCCGAAGAAGAUUACGAGAACAUUUUAACAGAAUUAAAGGAAGUUGACUUUGUAGAGCACUACCAUCCGUACAUAAAAUCAUUAGUCAAAGGCCGAACAUAUUCUCCUCAGUUAACGGUGCUCGCUGUCUACACUAGUGAGCUCAUCAAGUUUACGCAUGUAGGUUGCAGGGAUUUAUUAAAGAAAGACUUUAAAGUAUGUGAUUUUUCUAACACAUUAAAUAAUAUCGCUUUAAAAUGCUUUACGGAGUUCAAUAAAGGAGUAAGAAAGCAACGAGUUAGACCGGGAUACUUGAAAGAUAAGCUAAUAUGUCACAUAAUGGUAUUUGUAUUGAUAUUAAGUAACUUUAAAUACAUGUUUGAGCCUUUAUGUGCAGCGUUGAAGAUGUCGCCUAAGUCUCAGGCUUGCCUCAAUAAGAUUAGGCUUAUCAGAGCAACAGUAGUACAUGCAGACGGAGGGAAGAUGUUGCAGUUAAAAUUGCCCUUGCCUGCAAAGGCUACGUUUUUGAGAAGGAAAAGUACUAAGUUUUGAUUAUCUGGGCUAAUGUGUUUUAGUUUGUUUCCUGUUAAGAUAAGAAUCAUGGGUAAUCCUCAUUUCAAAGAUAUGAACAAUAGUUGUAAAUAAAAACAUUAUUCAACCAAGAACAGUGGCCAGUGACCAAUAGUUGGGUUCUCUGUUUUUAGUCACAGUUAUUUAUACACAAUGUAAUAGGAGGAAACUGAAUAAUUAAAUCACACAUUUCUCAGGCCAAAAGGAAGAGAACAUGUUAUAUCCCAAAAUCUUUUUUUUUGUAUUUUAACAUAAAAAUAGAUGUUAGGCAUAAAACAGGAGGUUUUAAUUAGUAUCUAGACUUUUUUUCUAAAAAUACAAUUUUUGAACUUUUGAAUGUUUUGCACUUCUCGCUGUUAGACAUUUAUCAAUAAGGACAGUGAAACUUUGCUCCUAUAAUGGCAUAAACUCAUUCAAAUCUAAAAAUAUUUUAAGCACACAUUCCUGAGGCCAAAAGUAUUAGGUGUGUAAGUUUUAGUAAUGUUGCCAAAAAAAAUAUGUUAUUUAAUUUUCGUUUAUUUUUACAUGUGUUAACAAUACAGUUAUUAAUUAAAUUAUUUUUUUACGGAAUAUAACAUGUAUUUUACAUCUCAUGUAUAAUAAGGAUGUAAGGACUAUGCUCCAUCACUCAUCAUCACCAUCAAAAGCCCUUUUCUAAUUUUUUUUUAUUGGUUAUAAUAACUCUGAAACUAGAUGAAAUCCAGACAAGUUAAUAUAGAAUUAUAAUCUUAAAAUGUGAUCAGGAAUAUUAUUCAGCCUUCUCAUGUUACAUGGUGCAUAGUUU
This is a messenger RNA of Leguminivora glycinivorella, 1984 nucleotides long. RefSeq names its product DNA-directed RNA polymerase I subunit RPA49-like. NCBI's taxonomy places the organism in Eukaryota, Metazoa, Arthropoda, Insecta, Lepidoptera, Tortricidae. The coding region runs from base 88 to 1182 and encodes 364 amino acids. Gene Ontology annotation, biological process: transcription elongation by RNA polymerase I; RNA polymerase I preinitiation complex assembly; nucleolar large rRNA transcription by RNA polymerase I. Gene Ontology annotation, cellular component: RNA polymerase I complex. Gene Ontology annotation, molecular function: DNA binding. The record is from RefSeq and is a predicted model, not a curated record. The transcript has 2 exons.